Coffea arabica (coffee) is the source of this 886-nucleotide messenger RNA. The record is from RefSeq and is a predicted model, not a curated record. Lineage: Eukaryota; Viridiplantae; Streptophyta; Magnoliopsida; Gentianales; Rubiaceae.
UUGUCUCAUUACUAGUUUUUUCCCAUUUUGUAUUGAUUAUAUUUCCUCCUAAACAGUGAUGGGUCGAUUUUCUCUUGCUAUAUUUUAGGUGAGACAGCAGAGUCAAUGCAUGUAUCAGAGGGAUUUCGAAGGGUGAAGAGUCAUAGGGAGAGAGAAGAAGAAUGUUGCAUAGAGCAGCUAGGAAUGCAUAUUCAUGGUGGUGGGCUAGCCAUGUUAGAACGAAGCAGUCAAAAUGGCUGGACCAAAACCUACAAGAUAUGGAAGAAAAAGUGGAGUACGUACUUAAAAUCAUUGAAGAGGAAGCUGACACGUUUAAACAGCGGGCUGAAAUGUACUAUAGGAAGAGACCAGAGCUCGUAAACUUUGUUGAAGAUUCGGUCAGGAGAUACAGAGCUUUGGCUGAGAGAUAUGAUCAUUUGUCAAGAGAGCUGCAGAAUGCCAAUAAAACCAUUGCCUCUGUCUUCCCUGAAACUGUUGAUUUACCGAUGGAUGACGAUGAUUUUGAUGGACAAAACUUGCCUGUGGCAGCGAUGCCUCUUGAUAAAUUCAACAUCCUCUCCAACUCCAAGCAUCCACCUCCUGCCCCUGAGAUAAGUAUAGCAAAAAAUAGUAGUGUUAGAAAGAGAAAUGGCAAGAUGCCAACUAGACUAAUGUCAAGGAAGGGGUUGCUGAAGACUAAUGCUGAUGAUUCAGCAGCUGCCGGUCCGAUAUCAGGAUUGAACAAAUCUGAGGCAUUUCAAAAAAUUGACAAGAUUCAAAAGGAAAUUUUGGCCCUCAAACUGAAAAGGAGUUCGUGAAAAGCUCAUACGAGUCUGGGCUAGAAAAAUAUUGGAACAUUGAAAACCAGAUAAGUGGAAUGCAAACAGAGGUCAGCAACUUACAGGAU